GCAGGGGCGGCCUUGGGUGCUCUCCCGUCUCCCCGGCGCGCCCUCCUCGCCCGCACCGCUCCCCUCCCUCCCCCUCCUCUUCCUCCCUCCCCUCCCCUCCCCUUCCCCGCCGGUGUCCGGCGGAGGCGGCUCCAGCGACGGCGGCUGGGCUCCGGUUGUAAAGGAGCCUCAGCGACAGAUAACGGCGACGGCGACACCUCGGGGCUCGCAGGGCGGGGGCAAGGCCCGGGCCGCGGAGAUGGAGAACUCGCAGCUGUGUAAGCUCUUCAUCGGUGGCCUCAACGUGCAGACGAGUGAGUCGGGCCUGCGCGGCCACUUCGAGGCCUUUGGGACCCUGACGGACUGCGUGGUGGUGGUGAACCCCCAGACGAAGCGCUCCCGGUGCUUCGGCUUCGUGACCUACUCGAACGUGGAGGAGGCGGACGCCGCCAUGGCCGCGUCGCCGCACGCCGUGGACGGCAACACGGUGGAGCUGAAGCGGGCCGUGUCCCGCGAGGAUUCGGCGCGGCCCGGUGCCCACGCCAAGGUGAAGAAGCUCUUUGUCGGGGGCCUGAAGGGAGACGUGGCCGAGGGCGACCUGGUCGAGCACUUCUCGCAGUUCGGCACCGUGGAGAAGGCCGAGAUCAUCGCCGACAAGCAGUCGGGCAAGAAGCGCGGCUUCGGCUUCGUGUAUUUCCAGAACCACGACGCGGCGGAUAAGGCCGCGGUGGUCAAGUUCCAUCCCAUCCAGGGCCAUCGCGUGGAGGUGAAGAAGGCCGUCCCCAAGGAGGAUAUCCACUCCGGCGGGGGCGGCGGCGGCUCGCGGUCGUCCCGGGGCGGCCGGGGCGGCCGGGGGCGCGGCGGGGGGCGCGACCAGAACGGCCUGGCCAAGGGCGGCGGCGGCGGCUACAACAGCUACGGGGGCUACGGCGGCGGCGGGGGCGGCUACAGCGCCUACGGCGGCGGGGGCGGCUCGUCCUACGGGGGCAGCGACUACGGGAACGGCUUCGGCGGCUUCGGCAGCUACAGCCAGCACCAGUCUUCGUACGGGCCCAUGAAGAGCGGCGGCGGCUGGGGCGGUCGCAGUACCAGUGGACCUUACAGAGGCGGCUACGGCGGCGGGGGCGGCUACGGCGGCAGCUCCUUCUGAGAAGCUGGAAUUGCCGGGGAGCGGCGGGGGCAGCUCCUGGGUCCCGUACUCCUCCAGCGCCUUCCCCGUCUUGCCCUUGGGGGAGCCGUUGAGGCUGCUUACCCUGGGGAGUGCCCCCCUGUUUGCCUGGCACCUCUCGUCUCUCCCUCUGAAGAUGGACUAGAUCCCCCACACACAAUUUUGUGUUACAGUCAUUGAUGGACUCUAUUUUUUUAUUAUUACUUGGACCUUGGUCGUUUUUAUACUAGCAAGAUGUCUUGUUUUAAUUUGUGUUUUUUUGGGGGGAGGGAGUGAAUUUGCUCAUUCUGUAGCAAAACCCGGGCGGGGGUUUGGGAGGGGGAGUAGUUUACUUUGUUGUAAGGACUUGAUACCUGGCUACAGUGUUUUCUAUGAAAUCUACUUGGAUCCCAUGCUUGAAAUUUGGAAGCAUAUGUACAAAAAUCAUUUUUACGUUUUAUUUUUAAUAAAUCAUUGUGUUUGACCGUACAUGUCUAACAUUUUUUUUCUAGGAUCCAUUCCGUACCUGUUUAAGGGAUAUUGAUUUUAAGAUUUUUCGUGUGUGUAAUUCUGGACGUGUACUUAGAAAAGCUUUUCAGAGGCUCUGUGUUUUUGUCCUCCCCUGUUGCUCUGCUAGUGACAUGUUGAAGUUUAUCCCUUUCAGGCAAAACUUGAAGUGGUGGAUGUGACUUUUUAAAAUCUUAAUUUAUGUGCAUCCAUCGCUGUACUGAGUGAUUUACUUAGCAUCUUGACAUAGUUGGUCACUUUCUAUGAGACUUUACUUCAAAGUAUGUACUGUGCAGUUCUAAAGAAGUAGUUUGUGUUACGCAUGUGUUCUCAUUCAUAAACUGUUUAAAAUUUUUCAGAUGGCUGAGUUUCAUCGCUCUUACUGAUUUGUGUUUAAUGAAUGGUUACAAAUAAGGCUUAUGUUUUACCCUCACACUAAAUACAUUUUUGUAUUUUCAGAGCAGGUUUAAUCAUUUUUUUCCCCUCUAUAUCUGAACUGUUAACCUUUUUGGAAAUCCUUCUUCCAAUCUUUGUAGCACCAUCUACUGGCAGAAUGGCAGCAUGGCUGCAAAACCGUUUGUUCAGAAAGUUGUUCAGGACACUUACAUCACAUUUAGAAGUUUUGUCAUCAAAAAGUCCGUGCAGACUUUGGAGUUACACACUUAAUUGUAAUUGAGAUGGGCUUCACAGGAGUGUAGUUACCAGUCCAUAUCACAAUCGCUCUUCUUACAUGAGAUUUGAAAAUGUAAACUGCUAGGGCAGUGGCCCAAGUGGCUAUGACAACCAAUGAACUAGGUACAUGUACUGGUACCUUACGUGCAAGAUGUAAAGCAAAGUAUCUGUGUCUUCUGCUUGGUUAACGUGUAUAUUUGUAGUUCUUUCAUGCAAUCGAAUUCAAAUUGUUUAUUAAAAAACCUGAUAAUAGGAUAAACCCUCCUUCUGGUUAGAAAUAUAGAACAGCAACCUUUAUGGAUAUUACAAAUAAAGAGUUCAGUUCUUUACAUGAUUGAGUUGAGAGUAUGUAUAACCUGGUGGGUUGGUGCAGAAUACCAGUUAACCUAGUAUACUUGAUUUAAUGUUAAUGACAACAUAGUUGACUUAAAUUUUGGGUUUGAAAGUCAAAGCUUCCCAACAAGAGGGAGUAUUGGGUUUUAAAGUAAAAGGAUGUUUCAGUAUUGACUGUUUUAGAGUUCCUGUCACUGUGAUUUCUGAGUGUCAGGACUGUACAUUGAAAGAGUCAUGAAGAAAGGUCAAGUGUGCUAGGCUGGGUUACUGCUGCUCAGGAAUCACUUAGGCAAAGACUAGCUCAUUACUUGGCAAAUCUAUAUACCUCUGUGACAGUGGGGAUAGGUGUUUGUGCACUCUGGAGUAUGUAGUCGUGGACAGCUUUUUCUCAUAGUUCUGGUUUCCUUAAAUUUCUGUUUUGCGUGUUUGAUAAUACACACAGGCAACUUAAUUUGGUAAUUAGUUCCAACAUUGGGGAGACCAGAAGAUGAUAACCUUAACAUUUUCAUUACAGUUACUAAGGAUUUGCGGGUAGAAGGAUCUGUUUGUUCUGUUGACAUAGAUGGUGGAGGGUGGGAGUUUCAUUCUAAUAAGGUUAUUAUAGUUUUCUAUUCCCAACAUAGUGAAUUAUAGAAAAGCAUUUCCUGUUAAUUAGAAAAGUAAUUUGUUCAUUAAUAUUAGUACUUUGUUGUCAUGUGUCUACCUCUAACAGAUUUGUGUAAUCUGGACUGGUAUUCAGUGAAGGAGAAAACGUAAUGGUGUUUAGUCUUUCCUGGGUUCUUGUCAGUUUUUAUGGAAUCAUUUUUGGUGUGUGGGCUUUUUUUAGGGAAGAGAGGACAAACUGAUGUUUUGAUUCUCUUCACCUGAGAGAAUUAACUUGUCAUUUUAAAUUUUUAACAAGAUCUUUUAAUUUAGUAUCUUUUAAAAUGUGCAUUCAGAAGCAGUUAUUAGUUGAAAAUGGUUUACAGAGUCCUUAAAGAUGAUAAUAAUUUCUUUGGAAAAGCUUGCAAAUAGUUAAGCUUCGUAUUGCUAACUAUCAAAUCAAAAUGCAAACACCAAUUGUUUCCUCCUGUAACAAUGAUUUGGAACUUGUAGCAUUUAAAUCUAAGAAUGAAUGUUCGAUUUUAAGCAAGGUUAAAGGAUUCAGAUUGCUUAAAAUUUGCCAUUUAUAAUUAUUUCCCAACCAGAAGUGACAGUGUCUGUUAUUUUAUUUGUAACCCUACUUAUUUGCUGUUUUAGUGUGCUUUUCUCAAAUUGUGUGUGCAAUUUCUCAAAUUGGAGACUUUGUAUUUUAGGUUAAAUUUUGUGUGCCCUUGUCUUUGCUGGUUGAAAAUGGGCAUUUUGGAUGUUGGAUUUGAGAACUGCAUCUAGACUGUACGGAUUUUAUCCAAACUGGCAACGUUGGCACUGAAGGUACGUCUCUCCAUUGUUGCUCAGUUUAAUCAGUAUAACAGUUCGGUCCUUGAGAAGAACCUGCACUUAGCCCUGUUUUGGCCUUUUGGAUAGGACAGCAAAGUCUUCUUGUAACCCAGGGUGUAGCUGUGCUUUUUCCUUAACUGUCUGGUCGAUGGUUACUUUGGUGUGCCUUGUCUCAGUCUUUCUGUUGAAAUU
Molecule: messenger RNA, 4249 nt
Organism: Lepus europaeus (European hare)
Lineage: Eukaryota; Metazoa; Chordata; Mammalia; Lagomorpha; Leporidae
Gene: HNRNPA0
Product: heterogeneous nuclear ribonucleoprotein A0
Exons: 1
Coding region: 239-1129 (296 amino acids)
Molecular function (GO): RNA binding
Source: RefSeq, a predicted model, not a curated record